Messenger RNA from Adineta ricciae, 1200 nucleotides. The record is from the annotation of a GenBank genome assembly. NCBI's taxonomy places the organism in Eukaryota, Metazoa, Rotifera, Eurotatoria, Adinetida, Adinetidae.
AUGUCCAACCCAGAACCAUCGACAGCAGCAGUAGUUGAUGAUCUAGAAGUAGAGUCAGCAUCUCAACCUGUGCAACCAAAUGAAGAUAAAACACCAUCUACAUCAGACAACGAGUCACCACCAAUAGCGACGGUAGCAACAGCAACAGCAACAGCAAUACCUCAGACAAAUUCAAAUGAAUCUAAAGAAAAAGAUUUUCAUUUGAUUAAGUGGAUCGAGUUCAAUUUCGAACGAUUGCCUAUUUUAUUACAAAACUUAAAUGGUCCUUGUCCUCUCCUUGCCAUUUUCAACAUUCUUCUGUUAAGAAAACGAAUCGUCAUCAAACCAAAUAUGGAUGCAAUAACAACAGAACGAGUGAUCACAUUAUUAGCUGAACAUAUUCUCGAGCAUAAACAGCCGAAUUUAUCCGAAGAAGAUCAAAUCAAUUACGAACACAACGUUCAAGAUGCAUUAGUCGUACUCGAUAAAUUAAAAACAGGUUUAGACGUGAAUUUGAAAUUCGAUGGUGUAGAUAAAUUUGAAUACACACCGGAAUGUAUUAUAUUCGAUCUACUCAAUAUUCAGCUAUUUCACGGAUGGGUCAUCGAUCCACAAGAUACUGAAUUGCGUACGAUUGUUAAUUCCGAUGCGCCAAGUUAUAAUCAAUUAGUAGAAAAAAUGAUUCGAGAACGAACGUCCGAACGAGAGGAAUUAGUUCGAGAAAGUUUAUUAAUUGAACAAUUUCUUGAUGAAAAUCGUUCUCAACUAACACAUUAUGGUAUUCUUCAACUAAAUCAAACAAUGCGUGAUAAUCAAUUGGCAGUUUUCUUUCGUAAUAAUCAUUUUAGUACAAUAUGGAAGAACCAAAAUCAACUGUUGGUACUUGUUUCCGAUCAAGGAUACUUAGAUCAUCGAUCGAUUGUCUUUGAAACGUUGACGGAUGUUGAUAACGAUAGUUUAUUUACAGAUGGUUAUGGUCGAAUAUGGCGAAAACCAGAGCCAGUCGAUUCCUCACGAGACCGUGAUCUAGCCUUAGCUCUUCAUAAUGAAGAAGAACGUUUAUAUCAUCAAACGCAACAACAACAACAACAACAACAGCAAUCUCAUGGAAAUUCUGCUCAAUUACCUCGAUCACCUUCCAAACAACCGAAGAAAUCGAAGAAUAAGCAAAGGGGAUCACCAAACGAUGAUGAUGAUAAAGGAUCAUGUACUAUAUCUUAG